This is a messenger RNA of Psylliodes chrysocephalus, 1967 nucleotides long. Lineage: Eukaryota; Metazoa; Arthropoda; Insecta; Coleoptera; Chrysomelidae. The record is from the annotation of a GenBank genome assembly.
CUGUAUCCUCAGCUGAUGACAUGACGCUGACGUCAACGCGUGACAAGACAAUGUGAUGUGACAAAUUUUUGGCAUGUUUUAAUGGAAAACAUGCAUUUUAGUUCGCGUUUCUUAGUUUAAUUAAAUGUGUUUUAAUUUGGUGCGAAUACGUUAUUUCAGUUGUUUUGUUUAUUUACGAUUGUGUUUUAGUUUUUUAUUACUUUAAAAAAAUAUCGCGACGAAUUGAUAACCUCCUCCUUUUUUGAAGUCGGUUAAAAAAUAAUGGUUUGCUGUGCAGUGACUGGUUGUACCAGUAACAAUAAUAAAAAGGCAAAAAAUUAUUCGCCUAACUGCCGAUACUUUACUUUUCCAACUGCUAAGGAGACUCGAAAAAUGUGGGUGCAAAAAUGCUAUCAAAAACAUAAUUUUAAUGUUAAAAACGCGAGAAUAUGUUGGAAGCAUUUUUCAGAUGAAGAUUUUUGCAUUAAAGAAAAAAUAUUGAAAUUGCCCAAGAAUAAGUGGAAACUGAAAGAAGAUGCUGUACCUUUACUUAAUCUGCCAAAAUCUCCAAAGCCCAAGACAUCUAAUCAAAAAAACCGUAAUGAAAGAAUAAAAAAAAGGAAUUUGCUUAAAAAUUUACAAAACACUCAAGAAAAUGAGGAUCCAACAUUAAAUAAUAAUGGUGUAGGUGAAGUACCAGUAGUGGAUACAAUGAAUACAAUAGAGCUAGAACCUACAGUGACCAGCAAUAAUAGAGAUACUGGCUCCCAAACUGUAAGGUUACAAGAAGAAUCUGAACUUUUGAAGAAAGUAAGAGAUCUUCAAAAGGAAAAUUUAUACUUGAAACAACUUCUACAAAAGAAAACACAAGAAAAAAAUUGGCUGAACAAAUAUUUACUGAAGGGCAGCUCCGAAAGCUAAAAUCUGACACGCAAAUUCAUUAGACUAUGGACAAUAUCACUUCAGUGAUGCCUUUAUAUGCUGGGGACCAAGAUCAUAUUGCUUACUAAAAAAAGGGGCUAUCCCCUACCUGCAGUUUCAACUUUAAGAAGGUGGACAAAUAAAAUGAAUAUACAACCAGGUGCCUAAAGGCUAAAAGUCAAAUAUGCUAUCAAGCUGAGGGGCGAAUUUGUCAAAAUGUACAUGUAUUGCCGAAUUCACAUGAUUUCCGCAAUCAUAUGGCGAUUUCUGGAUGACUGCGGUGAUUUCCAUGUGACUUCCUACGGAUUUCUAGUUACUGUGGUGAUUUCCACAUGACUUCGAUAGAUUUUUCGUGACUGCGCUGAUUUAUGCAUUGACUGCGGCGAUUUCCGUAUUGAUUGCGGCGAUUUCCGUAUUGAUUGCGGCGAUUUCCGUAUGGAUUGCCACUAUUUAUUCAAAAUUGCCGGCAUUUCCAAAGUAUUUUUACGACAAUGUAUGUCUUUCUAGUUGGUUUCCAGUAAAAAACAUUAGCUGCGCGUUAUAUCAGGAGAACUAAAUUUUAUAUAGGACAUGUAUGGCUCAUACAAAAAAAAAAAAACUAAAGUUUGUAUAAGAUGUGAAAACAACGUGAAAUUUGUUUUAUUGAAUUAACUUUAUUUUUUAAUGUUAAAUAAGUCACAAUUCUGUCAAACUAAUUGUCAAUAUAUUUUUUAGUUAUUAAGAUUAAAUGUAAUUAAAAAUGAAUGAUGCUUGUGAAGAAUCGGUAAAUAAAAGCUUGUCACCAGAUAUUCGAGUAUAUUUACAAAUACUUAUAUCGUAAAUUAAAAUUUUUGUUUUGUUUUUGUUUUUUAAAGUUUAUUUUAUUUAAUAAAUUAAUAAAAGUCAUCAAAUAUUUUUAAAAUAGUCAUUUUAUUUUAAUUAUUUCUAAAUAAAUUUUUAAAUUUUUGUUAGUGGGUCGUAAAAAAAUAUACUGUACAACUUGAGUGGAUUAUACGUAUUACAUAUGGCCAUCAUAUCCACUUUUGUUGCACAAAUUACUAUUGUGGAUCACUCUCUAUAAACUUUUU